This is a messenger RNA of [Torrubiella] hemipterigena, 3959 nucleotides long. The record is from the annotation of a GenBank genome assembly. Lineage: Eukaryota; Fungi; Ascomycota; Sordariomycetes; Hypocreales; Clavicipitaceae.
CGAAGGCAGCCGUUUUGAAUUACCUCCGUUGUCACCUUCAUGGUCUCUAACAUCUUGCUCCUUAAGCAUGAGAGAUCAUUACACCUAUUUUAUAACACUUUUGUUUAGUUACAAUUACCUUUCAUUUGUAAUAGUAACUCAUUCCCUUCGAUUCAACUGUGCGCUUCGCUUAUCCUCCGCUAGCUAGUGUAUAUUAUCCACUCUUGCUUCUACCUUUGAACUAAAGUUAAGCUCUAGCGUUAUAAGAUGUCAACCCCACCGCUUACAACGUCGCAUCCGCGCCUCGAUCACGGCGCAUAUACGGUCGGGUGGAUCUGCGCUUUGCCCAAAGAAUUGACCGCGGCGAUAGCUAUGCUUGACAUAAUCCACGAGAGCUUACCCCAACCUUCAUCUGAUUCCAACAAUUACUCUCUUGGCUCUAUUGCGGCAUCCAAUAUAGCUAUUGCUGUUCUGCCCCAUGGGGACAUUGGAACUCACCCAGCAACAGCUGUGGUUACCAGAAUGCAAUCUACCUUCCCAAAUUUGAAGAUGGGUCUCAUGGUUGGUAUCGGAGGCGGUGUACCAAGCACAGAAAAUGACAUAAGACUUGGAGACAUUGUUGUCAGUAUACCGGCUCAUGGUUUUGGAGGGGUAAUACAACAUGAUAUGGGGAAGAACAUGCAGUAUGGUAAAUGGUUACGAACGGGAUCACUCAAUGGGCCACCAUCACUGUUAAGAACAACCAUAUCAAAGUUGAUAUCUCUUCAUCAAAUCCGUGGCAAUAAAAUUCAAUUUUAUCUAUCUGAUAUGGCCAGUCGAUAUCCCGAUCUGCCGUUAGAGUUUAGCCAGCGGACAACGAUCCCUGACGUGCUUUACCAAGCAGAACCAGAAGACCCAGGCUUGUUCAAGGGGUGGGUAGAGGUUCAGCGACCCCAUCGGCUGCCUUCCAAUAUCAUUCAAAUCCACUACGGCCUGAUAGCAUCUGGAAAUACGGUCAUGAAAAGCGGCCGGCUGCGAGACCAAGUGAGCGCUAGUUUGGGCGGUGUACUAUGCUUUGAAAUGGAAGCUGCCGGCCUGAUGAAUGAAUUACCCUGCGUAGUCAUACGAGGAAUAUGUGACUAUGCAGACGCACAUAAGCAUAAGGUUUGGCAAGAGUAUGCUGCAGCAGCUGCGGCAGCAUAUGCCAAAGAACUGAUCACGGCCCUACCAACGGAACCAGAAACGCAAAAUGCUUUCGCAGGUGGAGUGACUGAAGUCCCAUCCCUGCAGGAUCCUCUCAAUUCUAUGCGUAAUCAAAUGAUAGCUCAGGGGCCUCAUUGGAUGGUACCCUUCUCCAGAAAUAAAUACUUCGUCGGCAGGGAUCAAGAGCUAUCCACACUGCGGCAAUGGUCGUCAGCAAGGGACACAAGCCAUAAUAUGGCAAUUUUUGGCCUUGGAGGCGUAGGAAAAACCCAAAUCGCUCUUGAAUUUGCUUUUCGUACCAAGGAGCAACACCAGGACUUUUCAGUGUUUUGGGUUCCUGCAACGGAUCGCCUGGCGUUCGAGCAGGCCUACAAAGACAUCGGCGUGGCCAUUAAUAUACCUGGUAUAGACGCUGAUGGAGCAGAUGUUAAACAACUAGUGAAAGAUGCACUAAGCGAUAAGCGAAGUCGUCCGUGGCUCAUGAUAGUUGAUAAUGCGGACGAUAUCAACAUGUUUUUCAGCCAAACGACAGACACUGAAAUAAUCACACCAGCCCUGAUAGAUUAUAUUCCAUCUCAUCCGAAUGGAUCAACACUUUUUACGACAAGGAAUCGCAAAGUGGCCGUAAAGCAAGCAGAUCGAAAUAUUAUCAUGUUGCAGAUAAUGGAACCAGACGAUGCUAAUGAAUUACUGGAGAAAUCGGUGCUGCGACAAGAAAUACUCCUCGACAAAGAUUCCACUGCUGAGCUUCUUCGGCUACUCGGUUACCUACCCCUUGCGAUUAUUCAAGCAGUCGCGUAUAUCAAUGAAAAUGAUACUUCGAUCAGUGAAUAUACAGGGUUAUAUAACGAAAGCGAAGUAGAAGUUAUGGAAGUACUCAGUGAAGACUUCGGAGUGCAUGGGAGGUAUAAAAAAGCGGAAAAUUCGAUUGCAACAACGUGGUUGAUUUCGUUAAGCCAGCUUGCUCGUUCAAAUCCAGUAGCCAUAGAGCUGCUUUCAUUCAUGGCUUGCCUAUCCAAUCACAAUAUUGCUGAAGGUUUAUUCCCAUUGCUAGCUUCAAAGAAGCAAGUCCUCGAAGCUAUCGGGGCACUGAAGGCGUACUCAUUUAUCAAGAAGAGAGAUGAAGAGGCUAGUUUUGAUAUACAUCCACUUGUGCACCUCGCAUCAAGGAACUGGCUACGGAGUGAGCAGAAGUUGCAUUUUUGGACUAAAAGGGUUCUUGAAAGACUGGUUGAGCUGCUGCCUGAUGGCGGACAUGAGGAGAGGAAAGUAUGGAGUACUUAUCUCCCUCAUGCGAAAUACCUCGUAUCAUCUGUAGUCGAAGAGCAAGGUGAUAUAAAUGUGGUUAUUCUAUCAGAGAAACUGGCAAAAUGCCUCUAUAGCAAUGGCGCUUAUAAUGAAGCGUACCAAGCUUAUGAACAAGCGCUUGGGCUACGGCGAGAAGCCUCUGGUCUAGAGAAUCGAGAUACCCUGCGAAAUAUGUUUGGUAUGGCAGAAGCAUUGAAUCACCAGGGCAAGCACAAACAAGCAGAAAACCAGCAUCGAGAAAUUUUGGAGCUAAGGAAGAAAGUUCUAGGUCCAAAGGAUCCUGAGGUUGGCCGAAGUAUGAAUUAUCUCGCACAAGCUUUGUAUGAUGGUGGUAAUUACUAUGAAGCGGAAAUUGUUCACCGUGGCGCCCUUGAUCUUCAGACCGAGGUACUACAUAGUGAGCACCCGAAUGUUUUAACAACCAUAGGGUACAUCGCACAAACCUUGGGCAAACAAGGGAAAUAUACCGAAGCAGAAACUAUGCACAAAUCAUUGCUUCAGACGCGGCUCAGAGUCCAAGGAGAAGAGUACCCAGGAACUCUAGCUACAAUGAGUUGCCUUGGAGUUGCAGAGAGAGAUUUAGGCCAUUAUGUGAAUGCUGAAGAAACCCAUAGACGAGUUUUGGCUAUCCGUAUCAGAGUGCUAGGCCAUCGCCACCCUCAUACGCUCAUAACAAGACGAUGGCUUGCAGAUGCACUCUUACAUCAAGAGAAAUACGACGAGGCUUUGGAAAUAAGUCGGGAAGUUCUUGAAAUUCAAACGGAGCUUUUAGGGGUGAAGCAUCCUAAUACUAUUCUCACUAUGAAUAACUUGGGCGAUAUACUACACGCCAAAGGAGACAACUCCCGUGCUCUGGAGGUUUUGCAACGUGCUGUGCAUUACCAACAAGACGUUCUCGGACAAGAACACCCGGAGACUCUCGAUUCAAUGUUUAGCUUAGCGAACACACUAUACUCUGAUAAGAAGUUUGUUGAAGCUAAGAGCAUGUAUGAAGUUGUUUUUGCAAAACGCACCAAGAUCUUAGGACCAGACCACCCGAAAACAAUAGCAACCCCCCACUGAGCCAAAUAUAUACCAAAUAUCAACGCUAUUCUGAGAUGGUCGUAAUUAUGCUUUUGUGAUAGAAGUGUAGUGCGUCCUUAUUCUUCUUAUAAUAUUCGCGGAAUGGAGGGCUUGGGAUUCGGGGAUCGUAAUCAUCUUGGCAUCAAACUUCAUUUGUGUUGAUAGAUCCAUCUGCGCCAUAGAGAGUAAUUCUCUAUCAUAUGCAACAUAUUCAAUUUGAUGUUGAUCUCCAAAUUGCUGAGUGAGAAUCAGAGGACAGUCCUCUAUAACCUCAUCUACAUACCUGCAUGAGCGUACGACUGCCGCUCUAUCAGUAGCAUGGAGAGCUGGGAAAUCCCCGAAAUCCCGCAUUUCAUUAUCGCCCACUACCCCAACAAUCAAAUACGUAUUUGGGAUAAAAUACUUCAGGAACUGUAAAAUUUUCACAU